Molecule: messenger RNA, 711 nt
Organism: Cladocopium goreaui
Lineage: Eukaryota; Dinophyceae; Suessiales; Symbiodiniaceae
Source: the annotation of a GenBank genome assembly
AUGAGCUGGACAGUGUGCCGACUUCGGGUGCUGGGACGCCUGCCGCGUCCAAGACACGACAGGCUAACCCUGAGAUCUAACCGAUGUUUUCGCGACUUCUCUCGCGCGUUUUCGAAGGAGCCCAAGGAGCCCGAUCUCAGGAUGUCUUACUUUGUGGAGCCGGAUGCCCAUGGAAAUCUUUGCUUCAACGAAUGGGUCGCAUGGCGGCAUGGCAUGACGUUGGCGGAGCGUGGUCUCCUCUGGAUCGGCCGCUUGUCUGUCAAGGAUGCCUGCAGGAACCGAGGGAUUCAUCACCAUGGUUCCUUGGCCGAAGACGAAGAUGGAUGGUUCUCUGGGCAACUCCUCAACCAAGAUGGAAGUCACAUCGGAGAUCUGCGCAUGAGAUAUGAUCCGCCUCAAGAAGUCAUGAUCACGCAAUGUCGUCCUCCCUUGAGCGACUGGGGCAAAGUGACGAGGGCUCGAAAAGUGCUCGGCAAAGCGCCGCUCGCGGCGCCGGAAGGUAGCUUUACCCAGUACGCUGUCCUUGGAACGCUGCUGUUUGCUGGCCGCUCGGCUGCCAGUGCAGUGUUGCUGCGAGAACUGACCUGGCGAAACUCUGUGCGACCACUUUUUGGUCUGGCUGGCAUGGAAAACUACAGCGACCAGCUGGAGCAGAUGGUGAAGGACGUGGCAGUGAUAGCCACUUUAAUAGCCACUUUAAGUGACAUAUAA